AUGGCCCAGCCCGCGUCCGUCGCCCAAGUGACCCAGCUGCUGUGCGCGGCCGGGGGCGCCCUGGAGCUGGAGGAGCUGCGGCGUCGCCUGCGGGACGGCGGCGGCGCGGGCGCGCUGGAGCGGCUGCUGCGGGAGCGCCGGCACUUCGCGGUGGCGACGCGGGCGGACGGGGCCGCCGCCUCCCAGCGGGUGGUGCUGGCCGUCUCGGCGCUGCGCCUGUGCCGCGGCCACCAGGGCGCCAGGGCCACCUGCACCGGGCUCUGCGGGCAGCUGCACUUCUGCAAGUUCAUGGUCCUGGGGGCCUGCCGGUUCCAGAAGACCGGGAAGAACUGCAGUCACACCUUGACAACAGAGCACAAUCUGAGUGUGCUGAAAACUCACAGUGUUGACCACCUCAGCUACAGUGAACUCUGCCAGCUCUUGCUUCAGAACGACCCUUGGCUUUUGCCGGAGAUCUGCCUUCACUACAACAAAGGAGAUGGACUUCAUGGCUCUUGUUCCUUUGGGAAGCAAUGUGUCAAACUCCAUGUCUGCCAGUAUUUUUUACAGGGUGAAUGCAAGUUUGGCAAGGGCUGUAAGAGAUCCCAUGAUUUCUCUAGUUCUAAGAAUCUGGAAAAAUUGCAGAAGUCGGGCAUGAGCUCAGAACUGAUGAGCAGGCUGCCUUCCAUUUAUAGAAAUGCUCAUGACAUCAAGAAUAAGAGCUCUUCUCCGGGCCCACAGAGGACUUCUGAGAGAAGAGACAGUUCAGGUUCUGUAUCCUCAACGACUUCUAACCAAGAGGAGAGUGAUGAGAUCUGCUUGUAUCAUAUCCGGAAAAGUUGUAGCUUUCAAGAUAAGUGCAAUAGAGUUCAUUUCCAUUUGCCUUAUCGAUGGCAGUUCCUGGAUGGAAGCAUGUGGAAGGAUUUGGACGAAAUGGAACUUAUUGAAGAAGCAUAUAGCAAUCCCAGUAAAGAAAGGAUCCUAUGUGCUGAUUUGGUCAGUAUCUUUCAUUCUGAUUAUCUGAACUUUAACUCUAUGAAGUUUGGCACUGCCCGGGCUCGCCGCCUCUCCACAGCCUCCUCGGUCACCAAACCGCCACACUUCAUCCUCACCACCGAGUGGAUUUGGUACUGGAAUGAUGACCUUGGUUCUUGGCAGGAAUACGGUAAACAAGGCUUGGAGCACCCCACAGCCUCAGUCAGCAGCAGCGAUUUGGAGAAGGCCUACCUGGUAUACUGUAAUCCAGGGUCUGACAGCCAGGCAGCCAUUUUCAAGUUCCAGGCUGGAAAACACAAAUACGAGUUAGACUUCAGAGUUUUUAUUCAGAAAAACGUGGUAUAUGGUACAUUUAGAAAGGUUUGUCGCAGACCCAAAUACGUGUCUCCUCAGGAUGUAAAGGUGAAGCAAACCUGCAGUGUCAAGUUUCAAGGCCCAAAGAGCAUCCCAGACCAUUGGGACCCAACAGCCCUGCCAGACCCCGGCUUUAAGCUGAUCACCCUCAGUUCUUCCUCAGAAGAAUAUCAGAAGAUAUACAAUCUUUUUAACCAUACACUGCCCUACUACUAUGUGGAGAAGAUUGAGCGAGUCCAGAACCUGGCUCUCUGGGAAGUCUACCAGUGGCAAAAAGGGCAGAUGCAGAAGAGAAACGGAGGGAAGGUGGUAGAUGAGAGGCAGCUGUUCCAUGGCACCAGCACUGUUUUUGUCGAUGCCAUCUGCCAGCAGAAUUUUGAUUGGCGGGUCUGUGGUCUUCAUGGCACUUCCUAUGGCAAAGGGAGCUACUUUGCCCGAGAUGCUGCAUAUUCCCAUCAUUACAGCAAAUCCGACUCGAAGGUCUACACAAUGUUCCUGGCUCGGGUGCUGGUGGGCGAGUUCACCCGAGGCAGUGCCUCCCUUGUCCGCCCCCCAGCCAAGGAGGACCAGAGCAACAUCUUCUACGACAGCUGUGUGAAUAGCAUGUCCGACCCUUCUAUCUUCGUCAUCUUUGAGAAGCACCAGGUCUACCCAGAGUAUGUCAUCCAGUACACCUCCAGCAAGCCUGAGGCCGGGGCCUCUUCCACCCUGUUCUCCCUGGCAUCCUUUUUUGGAAUACGGCAGUGAGCAUGAGGAAGUUAUUUUAUGCCUUUUAGGCUUGUCUUCCUUGAAAUAGCUAUUUAGGAAAGUUUUUUUUUUUUUUU
Molecule: messenger RNA, 2153 nt
Organism: Molossus molossus (Pallas's mastiff bat)
Lineage: Eukaryota; Metazoa; Chordata; Mammalia; Chiroptera; Molossidae
Gene: PARP12
Product: poly(ADP-ribose) polymerase family member 12
Exons: 12
Coding region: 1-2076 (691 amino acids)
Molecular function (GO): metal ion binding; NAD+ poly-ADP-ribosyltransferase activity
Source: RefSeq, a predicted model, not a curated record